Molecule: messenger RNA, 480 nt
Organism: Perca flavescens (yellow perch)
Lineage: Eukaryota; Metazoa; Chordata; Actinopteri; Perciformes; Percidae
Product: cyclin-dependent kinase 5 activator 2-like
Exons: 5
Biological process (GO): brain development; axon guidance
Cellular component (GO): growth cone; cytoplasm; protein kinase 5 complex
Molecular function (GO): protein kinase binding; cyclin-dependent protein serine/threonine kinase activator activity
Source: RefSeq, a predicted model, not a curated record
AUGAUUCCUGAGUACUCAGCAUCUACGGGUGAGCUCCUUCGUUGUCUCUCUGACUUCCCGUGUCACCAUUGUGUCAAACUGAAGGAUUUAUCGUCCAAUCAGAUCGUCCUGUGGUUCAGAAACGUAGACAGAGCACUGCUGGUCCAAGGCUGGCAGGACCAGGUCUUCACCAGUCCUGCCAGUCUGGUCUUUGUGUACCUGCUGUGCUGGGCAGCGGUAGACAAGGACAUGUCUUUGGAGCAGGAGCUGCACACAGUCUUCCACAUCUGUCUCUACCUGAGCUACUCGUAGCUGGGCAGCGAGAUCUCCUACCCGCUCAAACCCUGCCUGCUGGAAUCCAGCCCCGAUGCAUUCUGGGAGAGAGCGCUGCAGCUGAUCAACAGGCUGAGCCCCGACAUGCUGCGGAUCAACGCUGAGCCGCACUUCUUCACCAAAGUGUUUCAGGAUCUGAAAAAAGAGGGACGAGAGAGAGAGAACUGA